CUGCAGAGCGAGACUCCCCCAGGGCCCAGGCUCCAAGCUCCCUUCUUCCCAUUCGAAUUUCCUGUUACAAUACAUUCAUGAACAUCACAAGCCAUACCAGAACAUGGCUUUAACUUGGCCUAACCAUCUGCUUUUUCGGUCUAGCACCAACUUUGAUAUCUUCUCCGAUCUCACCGGACCUCACUCCUGUGAAACGCUAUGGCCCACUUCGACUCUAGUUCGCCGGAGAAACAUCACGUUGACGGCCAAGACUUUGAGGCUCACACUCGGAUGCUUCAGCAAAUCCACGGAGGAUAAGCAGUGGACUGAAGCGGAAACUGUUGUUUCAGAUUCCGAUACUGAGGGCAGAGACGAGGAGAAUGAUGCUCGCAGCCAGAUUUCUGGUGCCAAUAAUGGGCGGGUUGACUCCCUAUCCCAGAGAACUGCGACCACCGCGUUUGGUGAUUCUGUCUCCUUGGGAAUUCGGGAACCAGUUUAUGAGGUUGUAGAAGUAAAGUCAAAUGGGGCGGUAUCAACCAGAAAAAUCAACAGGAGAGAACUGUUAAGGAUGAGUGGUCUUCGUCCAAGAGACAUUCGAAGUGUGGAUCCAUCAUUGUUUUUGACGAAUUCAAUGCCUUCGUUGCUGGUCCGUGAGUAUGCUCUGCUUCUAAAUCUGGGUUCAUUGCGAGCAAUUGCAAUGCAAGAGCGUGUACUUAUUUUUGACUAUAAUCGUAAAGGUGGGAAAGCUUUUCUUGAGUCAUUGCUGCCUCGGUUGAACUCAAAGAAUGGCAAUGGUGGGCCGUCUAUGCCGUUCGAGCUUGAGGUUGUUGAAGCAGCGUUGCUAUCAAGAAUACAGCGGUUAGAGCAGAGAUUAAUGGAUUUAGAACCCCGUGUUCAAGCUCUUCUUGAGGUCUUGCCUAAUCGAUUAACCGGUGACAUAUUGGAGCAACUACGUAUUAGUAAACAAACUUUGGUUGAGUUAGGUUCCAGAGCAGGAGCUCUCAGACAAAUGCUGCUUGAUCUUCUGGAAGACCCUCAUGAAAUACGCCGUAUAUGUAUUAUGGGAAGAAAUUGCAUUCUUAAGAGAGGAAGUGAUGUUGUGGAGUGCUCAGUGCCCUUAGAAAAGCAGAUUGCUGAGGAAGAAGAGGAAGAAAUUGAGAUGCUUCUGGAAAAUUAUCUUCAGAGAUGUGAAUCUUGUCAUGGUCAAGCUGAAAGGCUUCUUGAUUCUGCGAGGGAAAUGGAAGAUUCUAUAGCUGUCAAUUUGAGCUCACGGAGGCUUGAGGUUAGCAGAGUAGAGCUGCUUCUUCAGGUUGGGACAUUCUGUGUGGCAGUCGGUGCCCUAGUUGCCGGUAUAUUUGGCAUGAACCUUAAGUCAUAUCUUGAAGAACAUGUGUUUGCCUUUUGGCUGACAACAGGUGGGAUUAUAGUUGGCGCGGUUAUUGGUUUUUUCCUUGUGUAUUACUAUCUCAAGGCAAGGAAAAUACUUUGACCGGAAGAAACUUCAAACUCGGUUCCAGACAGUAUUAACUCUUCGAUAUCUGAAGGGAAUCCAAUUCAUUUGGCAGGCAUCAUCCAAAAAACAGAAUAAUUCAGCGCUCGACAUAUGCGGUCAUUGUACACAAGGGUUAUUCAAAAUGGUCAUGAGAUCACGUGACAGGAUUCACGUGACUCGUAUCCCUGGGUUGUAUUUUUUAGCGUCUGUAUUAGCCAAUGCUUAUUUAUUCGUGGAGCUGACUAUGGCUGUAACAUUCGUGAUCAAUGAAUGAAUUGAAUAAAAUCAGUCAUAAAGAAGAAAAUUAUUGUGAAGAUUAUGCAUCA
Neltuma alba is the source of this 1797-nucleotide messenger RNA. RefSeq names its product magnesium transporter MRS2-11, chloroplastic. The record is from RefSeq and is a predicted model, not a curated record. The coding region runs from base 104 to 1468 and encodes 454 amino acids. The transcript has 14 exons. Gene Ontology annotation, molecular function: magnesium ion transmembrane transporter activity. Gene Ontology annotation, cellular component: chloroplast envelope. Gene Ontology annotation, biological process: magnesium ion transport. NCBI's taxonomy places the organism in Eukaryota, Viridiplantae, Streptophyta, Magnoliopsida, Fabales, Fabaceae.